Pocillopora meandrina is the source of this 951-nucleotide messenger RNA. The record is from the annotation of a GenBank genome assembly. Lineage: Eukaryota; Metazoa; Cnidaria; Anthozoa; Scleractinia; Pocilloporidae.
CAGUGGAAAAAGAAAGUGAAGAAAUCAGACCAGGGUAAAUGGUCAGAGUGUAACAAGAACUUAUAUCGUACAAAGUAGGUAGAAAACCAACACUUAAAACUAUCACAAUUAGAUUCUUUUACUUACAACAAGGCUAGAAAAUGAAUAACUUUUAUUGACCUGAUAUAAUAGGAUUGCUGUUGUACGAAGAGAAGUAGGCAAGAUUUGGCCAGGAAAUCAGAAAAUCUACUUCAAACAAAACCAGGCCAACCUACUGAAGUUGGAAGAGCUAGCAUCAAGACUAGCUGAUACUUGCUCCAUACCUGAGAUCGGAUUUGGACGAGGUAAUAAAAUUUAUGUAGCUGAUUCUCUGUGUGAGUAAAUUAUAGAAAAAAAAAAUAACAGCAAGUCAAGGAAGUUCUUAAAGGUCAAAAUAUAAACUGUAUCUACACUUUGUAGCUCUCCUAAAGAACUUCUCAUUAUACAGUUUAGAAAAUCAGAAAGACUUAUAUAGCUUUUAAAUAUGUGUAUUCCUCAAGUCUUUAAACAUCCUGAUGAUUUAUUCCUUUCCUUUUUCUAGAAGCCAUUCGAUCACAUAUCCUCCAGUGGUCUCAAGAAAAAAACCGCAGAAUAGCUGAUGGCUAUGAUUUUGAGGUAUAGUGUAUGCUCAAAUAGCAUUUUCUUCAUAUCAUGUGUUAAUAUGCCUGUGAACAGGCUUCCUCUUAUGAGGAGUACAUCUAGUGAAGAAAGAAAAUCAAAUGAGUAGUGUCUUUAACUUGAGCCCCAUUUAUACUUCCUUCUCAUAUCCCCUUUAAAAAGUUCUUCCCGUUUUUCCCAGUCUUCCCCAUAGCCUAUAAAGAUGGAACACAAUUAGACCAAAAUUUUGUUACUUCAACUUUUUAGGUUGAACAUACACGUGCUAAGAGGGCAAAAAAAGUCAGGCAUGGAAAGCCCACCAAGCACAAGUACUAG